AUGGACUCAACUCGAACAACCAAUGCACAUCUGCACCAGCAGUGCGUUUACUUUUUGCGGGGAAGAUGCCGCUUCGGCACACGCUGCAAGUUCUCGCAUACCGUAGGUGGCCAGACGGCGUCUUCUGGCCAAAAUAUCAAGCACCGCGCCAUCGGAACCGAACAUAACGAAAUGCGAGAGGACGUUCUGCAUACCUGGAGACGCCUUCUGACCCCCCCUCCAUUUGGGAUGCGCCGCCCUCUGGAGAAGGGCAACACCUUUUUUCAGCUAGCCCUUGAACUCAUGGAGGGAGACGUGGGAGCGUCUCAAGAAACGAUCCGGCUCAUGGCUAAAGAUGAUGGAUUGGGGUUCAUUCGUGACCUAGCCGAAUAUCAUAUCCCCAAUGCUGCCACGCAAACCGAGAAAGCCAACCUGGCUCUCGAAUCCGCUGUUUUAGAGCAAGAGGUGGCAACUCUCUACAACUUCAUGCAAGGAAUAGGAGGCAGAAGAAUGAAGCUCAUCUUCGACUUCGUCAUUGGAUUACUAGACACCUGGUCACUUCUGCCCAGGUCGAGCGAGUCAGAGUCUGAAUUUGCUAUUUGCAAGCUAGGCUUAGCCGUCUUGGCCAAGAUGGUCGACUGCAUCACUACGAAUGUUGUCAACGAACACUUUGAGCCAAUCCUCCUGAGCUUUGAAGCGCUUACCAUCGCUACAGGCGAUGUAGCAGGCAUGUUCUUCAAGAUGCAAGCGCAGAAACAUUUGGAUUACAUCAAAAGACGACUAAGGGUAGGAGACUCUAUGUCGCUCACCAGUGGGCCCCAACAAAGCCUUGGAGUUCGAGCAGAGUACAUAAUGCGCCGGGAUCUACCGGGGCAUCUUUCAACUGAAGGACCACGUCACGAUAAUGACCACGCAGACAUCGUGAACAUUCGUAUUCUGCCUACCAAGCAGGAAAUCGCCUCGCCUCGAGGGGAGUACUUACCAAUGAACGAUACUUCCCUCUUCCACGUUUCUGGCAUUCGGGGUCGCCUCGACCGAGAGUUUCGCCUCCUGCGUGAAGACACAGUUGGUCAGCUUCGGGAUGCAGUCCGUGCCCAACUGGAAUCUAUGCAGAGUUCAACUCGUGAGAGAGAUAUUCGAGGAAACAAUGGAUUGAAGACCCACGUGUACCGAGGUGCUGACAUAGAAGACAUACGCUUCGAAAAACAGACAGGCCUAGAUCUUCUGGUAAGAUUUCGACAACCACUCUCUGGAAAAGACCACCAGAAACGCCAUGAUUGGUGGGCACAAUCGAAGCGUUUACAGCCAGGCGGGCUUGUCUGUGUCAUAUCCCAGAACUCAAUCUAUUUCUGCACCGUAGCCGAGUCCACGAAGAUUCUCCCCGAUUCCAGACGCGAACUUGGCCAGAGAGCCAAAGACGGAACGGAAACAUUGGAUCCGAAAUUUGUGCAGUCACUUGCGGGUGAUGAUAAGGUUUCGUACGUUCAUCUACAUAUCGCAGAGCCUGCUCGAUCCACUAUCACUCAGGCCCUCUCUUGGUAUCGCAAAAUCAGUGAUGGCCACCAACGAUUUCUCGUCGAGUUCCCUGGUGUUCUGCUGCCGUCCUUUCAGCACACCCUCCGUGCACUCCAAUGCAUGUCGCAGAAACCCAGCGUUCCUUUCACCAAGCUCAUUGCCCCUGAAUCGGAAGACAUUGAGCUAACCACAAUGGACCCUCCUCAAUACUCGGUGAAGCCAGGUUUUUUCUUCGACCUUACUUGCCUGACACAUGAUGGUACAGACUUGCGACACAGUUAUUAUGAGCCGUUGGACGCUCGGAGUUUAGCCACGCACUCAACUUUAGACGAAACUCAAUCCAUCGCCUUGCUGAAUGCGCUGUCGAGGGGACUAGCCCUUAUUCAGGGACCGCCCGGCACUGGUAAAAGUUUCACUGGGGAGAAACUCAUCAAGACUCUGCUAGCAAACAAAAAGUGCGCCGAUCUAGGACCAAUUCUUUGCGUAUGCUAUACAAACCACGCUUUAGACCAGCUCUUGGAGCAUUUGCAUAAGGAUGGAGUGAAACAAAUCAUCCGGAUUGGUUCCCGAUCUAAGUCAGAAAUUCUUGAAAAUCUCAAUCUUCGGGUCCUCUCUCAAAUGGCUGAUAGGACCAGAGGCGAAAGGCAUGCGCUUUGGACCAGCGAAACAAAUAUGGAUGAGUAUGUACCACACAUCACCCAACUACUCGGGGAACUUGCACGAAGCCAAACUACCAGUGCAAUCGAGGAGUAUCUGAAGGAUCGCCAUCCGGAACAAUGGAGAACCCUAUUCGGUGCUGAUUCAGAUGGGUUCCAAAGGGUAAUGCGACGCAAAAAUUCAAUCCUAGAUGAGUGGCGGCGUGGAGGCAGCGAUACUGGGUUGGAACCUCGGGCCGUGAGCGACCUGGUCAAUUCCCCUGUAUUGGCGAUGUCACGGGCUGAGCGAUGUCGCAUCUAUAAGUACUGGUUGCGAUCCAUUAGAGGGCGGAUUAUCGGCAAAAUCAGUGCUAACCAUACGACCUAUACUGAAGAGAAAGAACGCCGCGACAAUAUCCGUCAAGACGUAGACCUCCGUUGUCUCUCAAGUGCCGAUGUUGUUGGUGUUACCACCACAAGUCUAGCAAAGAAUCUCAACCUUCUUCAAAGAUUGAGAUGCAAGGUCAUGCUAUGCGAAGAGGCAGGCGAAGUCCUCGAGGCCCAUACCCUCACUGCGCUUCUUCCCUCAGUGGAGCAUGCUAUUCUGAUUGGCGAUCACCAGCAACUCAGACCACAGAUUCAAAACUACGAGCUGCAAAGUUCCAACCCUCGCGGUUCUCGAUAUUCACUUGAUGUUUCGCUGUUUGAGCGGCUCGUGGAUGAUUCGAAUGAUGGAGGUCAAAAACUACCGUUUGACACACUAGUAACCCAACGGCGUAUGCAUCCUCAGAUUUCGGAGCUCAUAAGGGCCACUCUUUACCCGGCUCUUGAAGAUGGUGGCGAGGUGUUUAGAUAUCCUGAUAUAGUAGGUAUGAAGAGGCGGUUAUUCUGGUUACACCAUGAGGCACCUGAGGAUAGGGAAAUACAACUGGAUCCAUCAACCACUUCACACACAAACUCUUUCGAGCUACAAAUGACAAUCGCUAUCGUCCAGCAUCUUGUCCGGCAGGGGUCAUAUGGCCCAGACGAUAUUGCAGUAAUAACACCCUACCUCGGUCAGCUUCACCAACUUCGACGUCUGAUGCAAGCCAUGUUCGAGAUUUCUGUGGGCGAGCGAGACCUGGAAGAGCUUGAUGCUUUGGAAGCCGAGAAACACGGACAACCGAGUGUCCGCACCUUGGCGCCUAAGGGUGCGACCAAGACAACUCUAUUGAGAAGUAUCAGAUUGGCGACAGUCGAUAAUUUUCAAGGGGAAGAGGCCAAGGUUGUGGUGGUAUCCCUUGUUAGAAGCAAUCAGCAAAACAAGUGUGGAUUCCUUGGUACUACUAACCGUAUUAACGUGUUGCUGUCGCGAGCACAGCAUGGUAUGUAUAUCAUUGGCAACUCAAGGACUUAUGGCCAGGACUGGAACUGGAGCUUCAGUGCGCCCGUCACCCAGACACUCCGAUCCUUGUUUCGCAGCCCGAUCACUUCCUCCAGUUCUCCCCUGAAGGAGGUUGCAACUUGCGCUGCGACAAACGCCUCUCAUGCGGCCACUCUUGCGUCAAUAGAUGCCAUUCGGAAGUUUUACACAGCGCGGUGA
Neoarthrinium moseri is the source of this 3711-nucleotide messenger RNA. RefSeq lists its product as uncharacterized. Gene Ontology annotation, biological process: regulatory ncRNA-mediated heterochromatin formation. Bases 1 to 3711 code for a protein of 1236 amino acids. Gene Ontology annotation, molecular function: metal ion binding; helicase activity. NCBI's taxonomy places the organism in Eukaryota, Fungi, Ascomycota, Sordariomycetes, Amphisphaeriales, Apiosporaceae. Gene Ontology annotation, cellular component: nuclear RNA-directed RNA polymerase complex. The transcript is spliced from 4 exons. The record is from RefSeq and is a predicted model, not a curated record.